Molecule: messenger RNA, 3227 nt
Organism: Balaenoptera ricei (Rice's whale)
Lineage: Eukaryota; Metazoa; Chordata; Mammalia; Artiodactyla; Balaenopteridae
Gene: RNF185
Product: ring finger protein 185
Exons: 8
Coding region: 192-902 (236 amino acids)
Biological process (GO): ubiquitin-dependent protein catabolic process
Cellular component (GO): endoplasmic reticulum
Molecular function (GO): ubiquitin protein ligase activity; ubiquitin-like protein conjugating enzyme binding; metal ion binding
Source: RefSeq, a predicted model, not a curated record
GCGGCUCUGAGUCAGCUGACCAGGGUCCGCGUAGGAGGAAUCUGAAAUCCGGCCGGCCGGACGGAGCCAGCUAAGGGACUGGCUGGGCGGCCGACGGACGGACAGGCUGGGGCGGCCUCGGCGGCGUUAGCUGAGCAGGGGCAGGAUUUCCUUGGGGAGAAUCUUCACUCAGAGCUUGCUGACAGCCAAGGAUGGCAAGCAAAGGGCCCUCGGCCUCUGCAUCUCCUGAGAACUCUAGUGCAGGGGGGCCCAACGGCAGCAGCAAUGGCGCUGGUGAGAGCGGAGGGCAGGACAGCACCUUCGAGUGCAACAUCUGCCUGGACACAGCCAAGGAUGCCGUCAUCAGCCUGUGUGGCCACCUCUUCUGUUGGCCGUGUUUACAUCAGUGGUUGGAGACGAGACCUAACAGACAGGUGUGUCCAGUUUGCAAAGCUGGCAUCAGCCGCGACAAGGUGAUCCCCCUCUAUGGCAGGGGCAGCACUGGGCAGCAGGACCCCAGAGAGAAGACUCCUCCCCGUCCUCAAGGACAGAGGCCAGAACCGGAGAACAGAGGGGAACAUAAACCUACCAAAUGUGAGGACUUGUGGGAUUGUACAGGUGUUGCUGGAAGGGAGGCCGGAGGGCCAGUCCUCGGAUUUGCACUGAAUGAAGUGGUGGUUCCUGAUGAAACAGUUGCACCUUCCUGGGGAUUUCAAGGGUUUGGAUUUGGAGAUGGUGGCUUCCAGAUGUCUUUUGGAAUUGGGGCAUUUCCCUUUGGCAUAUUUGCCACAGCAUUUAACAUAAACGAUGGGCGGCCUCCUCCAGCUGUCCCCGGAACGCCCCAGUACGUGGACGAGCAGUUCCUGUCACGCCUGUUCCUGUUUGUGGCCCUGGUGAUCAUGUUCUGGCUAUUGAUUGCCUAAUGCUGGGCUCCCGGCCUACAUCCAUGCAGGGCCUCUGGACCGGUGACAUGCCACCCCCACUCUUGAUGUUUGGCUUCCUGGCUAAUCCUGACCUCUGGAAUCAGUGGGGUCGGUGACACAUCAAGGAGUUUUGCUUCUCCAUCAGAGCUUUGGGACUCAAGACCAGUCGUUGAGGACCCUGGAGUGUGGCCACUGCUGUAAACACCUCAGGCCUUGGCAUUGAGUCAUCUCUCGUGGGUUACACCGUGAAAUCCUGUUCCACCCAGCUCAGCAGGUCCUGACUCUGCACAGGGAAGAGGCAGGAGAAGAGGAAUUGUCAGUAAAAUUUCACCUGAAUUUAAUAUUAUAAAAACAAAGGGACGAACCAAAUAUGGAAACUUUUUUUCAUCUCUUUAAAUAUCCCUUGGUAAGUGGCCUCUGAAGUCAGUGGGACUCCUCAUACAGAGAGGUUCCCCUUCCAGAUCGCAGUGCUAUUCUGUCCUAUUUCCUCUUCAGCAGAGAUGCAAGAAAUUGCUGUCCUAUUAAGAUCAUAAUUGCAGCAGCUGGAGCUGGAGUCGAUUCAUGAAUUCACCAGGGACCCAAAGAUCUAUUGCCUCUGGGCUGUGCUCAGUGUCUUUGGCUCCAGAGUGGCUUGAAUGACCUCCUGGUUUCCUGGCGUAGAUUAUCCCCAGAGACAUGUGGUUUCCCAUCAGUUUUCCCCCAAAACUAUGCAAAUCUGCCUCCCUGCCAGAGGGCACCCAGCCUAGAUUACUGUUGAAGCCAGGACGGACUGCUGUUAGGAAAGACCUGCAGUCAGGGCUCAGGUGGGAUUCGGAGCUCAGAUGCAGGAACGACUGAACAAGCAGCCUUGUCCCUAAGGCCGCAGAAGCUCCAGGUGCAUCCUUUCCCAGACCCCACAAAGGAAACUGGGAACCUUGUUGAGUCAUCCCAGCUGCAUGUUGAAGACCACCCUCCUCAGAAGCCAAAUUGUCCUUAAAGAAGAGGCAGGGAAAGGGGAGACCCAGCAUGUGACUCUGAUCUUGGUAUGGUUUGAAGACCUCUUGUGUGUGUGCUAAAACCAGGGAAGCACUCUACUCCAGAGCAGGCAACCCCUGGUGGUUUGUAAAGCCGGGCGCAGAGCCCAGGGAGCCUCAGCACAAAGAUAGGAUGUGGUCUGCCUGUGGAAGUCUUCCCCUGGAAACUUGCAGGGAAGUCAUUCUUCCCAAGCCCUUGAUUUGUUUUUCAACUUCACAAGCUUCUUCAUCCGAAUUUGACUGAGGGAGUGUGUUGCCAGCAGGAGAACAGUUUACCUGGUGGAAUGGUUCUCGCUCUGCCAGUCUGGCAUCUUCCUAGAAAUCCAGGCUCUUCCAGGAGACCCUUAGGGUAGGGGGAGAUGGACUUACUCUGAGGGCCUGUCUGUCACUUCACCAGUCCACACUGCUCCUGAGUUUACCCCCAGCAAUAGCCAACAAGUGGUUGAAAGCCCCACCUAGUGUUUGUUCCAGAUAUGGCUCUGCAUAGCAUGUGGAAACCAAGACCUUGAGGAAGAUGAGGGAAGCCCUUCUCCUCUCUCCACUGCACCCCCCCACUUCCCCUCGUACCUUUCAGUGCCAGAGUUCAGUGUUUAAACAGACAAAAUGUAAGUAUUGAAUAGGUGGUUCAUUUACCGAAUCCAUUUGGUAGGAAUAAGCCACCCGCUUUAUGGUGUGCCUGAUGGAUUUUAAAGAUUCUCUGGGCACCCACUCAAGAGUGCUCAUUUUAUCACCUUCUGGAAAUCCCAGGUCUAACGGGCCCUGGUUUCUCAGUGCAAUGUUCCCACCUAGCGAUGGGAGAGAGGACUUCAGUCAGAUGGACCAAACAGAAAUGGGUUUCCAGAAGAAAGGUUAAAAAAAGAAGGGUUGUAGGUAGGAAGACAAAUAACUUUGACCCUUUAACGAAGGGGAGUGAGCCCAGGAGAGCUCCACCAGCAAAGGCAUCCCAGGAACCUGUUAGCAAAGCUAGCUUGGCCAUGUGCCCUUUGAUUUUGAACCUUGCAGGUCCCCACUCAUGCUCUGCCAGGAGCUGGGGCAGGAGAGCCAACUUGGGACUGCUGGCCCAGCCCCGACAGGGAGGCCUCUUCCCAAUGCCCCCGCAGGCUCACCACCUCACCCCCCUGCCGAGGCGUUUUUCCUUUCUUUGUGUGUGUUUUCUAUGUUCUUGGCCCCCAACCCCUCCUGCCACCUUUGUGGAUUAGGACCAGGUCCCAACCACAGUCAGAAAAUGAUACCGUGUACACCUUGACCAGUCACUAAUUUUCACUGUUGUAAAAGUGAUUUGAUUUAGAAUUAAACAAAUGGUUUUACAUAA